This is a messenger RNA of Hirsutella rhossiliensis, 4428 nucleotides long. Its product is annotated as ATP-dependent DNA helicase PIF1. The record is from RefSeq and is a predicted model, not a curated record. The coding region runs from base 1 to 4428 and encodes 1475 amino acids. The transcript is spliced from 12 exons. NCBI's taxonomy places the organism in Eukaryota, Fungi, Ascomycota, Sordariomycetes, Hypocreales, Ophiocordycipitaceae.
AUGCUGUGCUACCGGAAGCGCACGAGAAAAGAGCUGAGGGAGGUGGCAUGGGACCAGUGGUUGUCAAGUCCUAUCCCUAAGGCUGGGUGGUCGCCAUUUGCGUGCCGGAGUUGCUUCCGCGAGGGCGAGCCUGUCCCGCUUCAUAGACGUCUCGGUUGUGAGCACACGUUCCCGGAUGAGCUCAAGGGCCUGACGCCGGUGGAGGAGAAGCUGAUCGCGCUGAACUCGUGCUACGGAUUCCACGUCAAGGGCCACAUCACGGUGUUCCCAAACAACGUACAAGAGCUGGCGACGGACGUGCUGCCGCACCCUCUCUUCCAGGUAAUGGACGAGAUCCACGUCUCGUGGCAGGGGGCGCUAAGGCCGACACCGAGCGAUCUGUCGAGUCUCCUAUCGGUGAGGCGGCGAGUCGUCGAGAGAGCCCUUGUCUGGUUGAAGAGGAACAACCCCCACUACGCCGCGAUCGAGAUCGACGCGGCAGAGAUGGAGAGCUGGGGAGACCCGGCCCACGGGGUGCCGCCGUUGGUGUACGAGCGCCUGGAGCGGAACGAGCCGUCGGCGUGGGAGAAGACGCGGACGGCGCACGUCGUGCCGCCCACGGAGCGGGCCAUGGACGACGAGGGGGCGGUGGAGAUCGAAGAAGUCCUCGCCAUGCUCAACCAAGGGGAAAGCACGACGAGUCGCGAGGCCGGCGAGCCAGAGGCAAGCGAGGUGGACGAGGUGCGUGGUCAGAGCUGCGGCGAGGCCGAUGAUAAUGCGAAGACGGUCAACGAGGUGACCUCGUCAGGGAUGUUUGCGUUGGACGGACCGCCCGACGUGGCCGACGUCGACAAGCUGCGGUUCGCAUGCGAUUCCGUUCGCCAAGGCGCAGCCGACGACGGUACGGGCCCGAGGACGUGGGUCGAAUCCUCGGCAAGGGGGCAGCCGGGGCACGUCGAUGGUCCUGAACCAUUCAUCCAUGUCCGCCGCGGGGAUGAAUUCGCCGACUCGUUCGAAGCUUCUUUCUUCGCAAAGACCUUUCCCACGCUAUUACCAUUCGGUGUCGGAGGGCCGCGGCCGGUCGAGGAAGCAAGCUCGCAGUUGGGCAGAGGCUCGGUCAACACGCGCGCGGCGGCGGAGGCGGGGGCGCAGGACCUCCUGUCAUCCCGGAACAUGAGCCUUCGUACGUGGGCCGACACGGUGUUGCGACGCCACGGCGGCCGGUUCGCGACGCACCACAUCUUCGCAUUCCUCGUCUUCAACAUGGGCGUGCGGUCGAGGAACCGCCGCGUCAGCAUGCUGAGCGUGACGAGGAAGAACUUCCGCAAGGUGGAGCGCAUCGUACGGUCGCUGACCGCAGACGGGUUAGCGGCAGCUAGAGCCGAGCUGGAGAGCACAGGCAAGACGACCGACGACGGCGUGAAAGAGCUUCUCAGGAGCCUCUCGCUCUAUGGCUAUCGUCAGCCCAUGUCGAGAGAGCUCCGUCUCAGUAUGCGGCACAAGAUCCUGGCGCUCAUCGUCCGCUACGGCGUGCCUGCGAUCUGGUUCACGAUCAACCCAAACGACAUCACGAACCCGGUGAAGCUCCGACUGGCAGCGUACCGCACGCGCGACCCUGAGGCGGCCGAGGAGUUCCUGCGGAGCCUCGAUAUGUCGUUCAAACGGGUGAGGCUGUCCGUCUCCGACCCGAUGAGCUCAGCCAUGUUCUUCCACCGGGAGAUGACGCUGUUCUUCGAGCAUUACGUAAAUGCAGGGGAGUCGGUGUUCGGGCGCAUCGGCCACUACUACGGUGCCGUGGAGACCAACGAACGAGGAUCCCUUCACGUCCACGGGCUGCUCUGGUUACACGGAAACGCGCACCUGAGCUCCAUGCUUUCCGACGCCCACGGGGAGGAGCAGGCGGCGUACCGUGAGCGAAUCAUCCGCUAUGUCGAUAGCGUCUUCUGUGAGGACUUGGACCAGGAAGGCUUCUGCGCCGUGCAGGCGGAGCGUUCGGUGACGUCUGACGUCUCAUCCCUGCUGGACAGUGCCGAGCAGUUCUCGGCCGGAUUCGAAGAGGAAGCCAACUUCUGCGCCGGCGCGACGCAGAUCCACACCCACAGCCCGACAUGCGUCAAGUACUCCCUGGGCAACAAGGGGCGAAGGGGCGACCUCUGUCGCUUCAAGGCGCCAUGGAAGCUGGUCGAGGAGACGACGCUCUCACAGGACGGCGUGCUGCGGAUCCGCAGGACGCAUCCCAUGGUGAAUCGGUGGAACAAGGCCAUCGCCGUGGGGCUCCGCCACAACCACGACAUCUCCUUCAUAGCGACGCAGCGGAAGACCAUGGCUCUCGUCUAUUACGUGACGAAUUACGCGACCAAGGUAGAGGACCCGACGUGGAAGCGCGUCGCCGCGGCCGCGGAACUGCUGCCCGUCGUCGCAGCAGGUGGCCAGCCGGGUGCCAGGAGGAUGCCGGAAAUGGCGUCGAUAUUCACGGAGCGCGCCCUGUCGCAAGUCGAGGUCGUCGCCCAUCUCCUGGGAUACCCGAGCGAGUUCACGAGCAGCAGCGCCUGGGCGUACCUGAACGUGUCGGUGCUCUACUGGCACGUCUCCAGGCGCUGGCGACACCUUCGGCAGGAGAGCGGCACCGCGGUCGCAGACGUGUCCGUGGACGAGUCGGUCGCCGUGGAGGAAGCAGGCGAGAGGAUCAGCUUCGCCGAGGCGUACCAUCAUCGCGGACACGUCCUACGAGGCUUGUGCCUAUAUGACUAUGUUUCGCUCGUCAGGCUCCAACGCGUCGGCAAGGACGGGUGCUCCGGUGCCUGGGAGAGCAAGGAUUUCGAGCAAGACGACGAGGAACAAUGCCACCGCCGAGCAGCCGUGCAGCAUCUUGCCCUAUUCGCGCCGUGGGAGACCUUUCUUAGCGAAGAGCGAGGCGACAUCAACGAGAUAUGGAGGCGCGCACGAGAGCGGCUUCCGCCAAGAACCUCGUGCCUCGUCGAUAACGUUCAACUACUCCGGCGGUCCGCCGAGGACGCAAAGCGAGACGCCAAGCAAUGGGCAGCGUCGUCCGGCGACGGGGAUCCGGCCGGCGCACCUGGCGAUUGGGGAGGAUGGGGAGGGCCGGGCGAGGCGGACCGCGAGGCGGGAUCCGCGUACCAGUCCGACAACGUCGGAAACGCAACGCGACUGAUCGAUGUCGUUAGAAGCGCGACCGGCGCGAACCAGAUCACGGCGGGGUCGCGGGAGCUUUCGGGAAUGAUGCAGCAGCUCUCCCGCUUCCAGCAAUCAGCGCUAGCCUCGACGGCCGAGCUCCGGGCCACCGUCGUGACCGAACGGGGUGGGGGGCACAUCAACAUGCCCGGGCAGGUGUUCUCCGGGGCUGCAGUGCCGCCGCAGGAUCAGGUCAAGGCCAUCAAGUCGCAGCAGACAUGCGCCUCCAGAGAGAGGGUGAAGAUGAUCCAGGGCAUACAAAGCAUGGCCCCGGCCCACGGUACCGAUCGCGGCGCAGCGGAGCGGAGCGUGCUCGCCGGCUUCGGGGAGGAAGACGUCCAGGUGACGCGAGUGGAAACCGAGGAGAGGGCAGGCGAUUGCCUUCUCCAUAAUAUGCCGCCACCUGGACUCGAUGCGGCAGGAGACGGAGGCGACGUCAGCCAGCUCUGUCAGUUCGUCGGCGGCGAGGGCGGCACCGGCAAGUCGCGCGUCAUCGAAGCACUCGUGGGCCUCUUCGCCGCGAAGGACCUCUCGCAUCGCCUGCUGAUCACGGCGACGUCGGGGACCGCCGCCGCGGGGCCGGGCGCGAACACGGCGAGGACUCUCGGAUGGACUGGCAGGAUAGGACAUGCUCGUCAUCGACGAGCGGGACUUCGGCGGAUCCCCAUCGUCCUCUUCUGCGGGGACUUCCACCAGUUCCGCCCGGUCCAGGAGAGGUCGAUCCUGCUGCCGAGCGCGGCCGUCUCGUGGGACGAGGACAACUCGUUCAGGGCCGAGCAGCGCCACCAGCACGACAAGGCGCACGCGCUGUGGAGGCGGUUCACGACGGCCGUCAUGCUGGACGAGCAGAUGCGCGCCGCCGGCGACCCGGAGCUGCAGCGGCUGCUGAAGCGGAUCCGCGGGGGCGUGCAGGACCACACGGACCUGGAUCUCCUCAACUCGAGGAAUCGGUGGAACCUCAACAUGGAGGCGAGCCUGGCGUUCCAGAUCCAGCAGCGGUCGACGGUGCGCAUCUUCCUCUCCGAGCACAAGUGGAAGGACGGCCUGCCGACCGAGGAAGAGGCCAUCAUGAUGCUGAACCAGGGCGACGACAGCGCGAUCCCGGUGCCGGCCGUCUUCAUGUUCGUGCCGGGGAUGCCGGUCGUCGUGAACCACAACACCCACCAGGGGCUGAAGCUGGUGAACGGUGCUAGCUACACGGCGGUGGAGGUCAUCGUCGACAAGGCGCACCGGGGCAUCGGAUCUCGGCCGACAUGA